Molecule: messenger RNA, 540 nt
Organism: Nannizzia gypsea CBS 118893
Lineage: Eukaryota; Fungi; Ascomycota; Eurotiomycetes; Onygenales; Arthrodermataceae
Exons: 1
Coding region: 1-540 (179 amino acids)
Source: RefSeq, a predicted model, not a curated record
AUGUUACGGGACUCUUCCAAGAUCCGGGUCUUCUCAACCUUGUCGCCAGCAGGUUGUCGCUCUUGGUCAGCUCAAGGUCACUUCGGCUGGUUAAAUAUACACAGCUAUACGGAGUCCUGGGCGAACAGAUACAUCGACAGCUGCAUGACCGGCCAACUUGGCCGUCUACGAGAGAGCAGCCAGCUCGUUAUCCUGCUCCGGCCAGAACUUGCUGGCUGGGAUGCUUCCUUGCUUCGCGGUUUCAUCGCCGCGACCCGAGCAUCGCUGGACACAACGACGAGACGGGCUGGCGAGAUCCUCAUCCUUCGCUUGUCGGGCCAGGAGGAGCAGAGGCCGCUUUGGACGCAGCCAUGGAGGCCAUUGCAUCGUCGACGUGCCGCAUGGGGAGAGCUUACUGGCGCCGUUUUGACGGACAAGGGGCUGCCUCCCUGGCUCAUGGAUGCGCAGUACAGAUGCCGCGAGAUACCAGCAGGGAGAUACAUAGACAAGCAUGUAACUACUAACUAUAACUAUGCAUGCAUGUGUGUAACUCGGCAUUAA